Molecule: messenger RNA, 1427 nt
Organism: Arachis stenosperma
Lineage: Eukaryota; Viridiplantae; Streptophyta; Magnoliopsida; Fabales; Fabaceae
Product: transcription factor MYB61-like
Exons: 3
Coding region: 239-1126 (295 amino acids)
Biological process (GO): regulation of stomatal movement
Source: RefSeq, a predicted model, not a curated record
UUACAGAUACAUACCAAAAAAAAGAGUUUCUAUAUCUUCAAGUCUCCUAUAUAUUUAUUUGAUUCCCAAUCACGGUGUCAGUUUAUUUUCUCAACUUCAAAGCCUAAAAACGAUAAUAGCCUCUUGAAACUAAAGGCCUCUUCAACAAACUUCCCUUCACCCCAUUUCCCACAAUUCAUAGAAAUUCAAAAGCAUUAAUAUUAUUAUUAUAAUUUUUAUUUUUAGUGCAGUAAUAAUAAUGGGAAGGCACUCUUGCUGCUACAAGCAGAAGCUAAGAAAAGGACUCUGGUCCCCAGAGGAAGAUGAGAAGCUUCUCAAUUAUAUCACCAACCAUGGUCAUGGAUGUUGGAGCUCUGUCCCCAAACUAGCAGGAUUGCAGAGAUGUGGGAAGAGCUGCAGAUUAAGAUGGAUAAAUUACCUGAGGCCAGAUUUGAAGAGAGGAGCAUUCUCACAGGAGGAAGAGGAUUUGAUAAUUGAACUCCAUGCAGUUCUUGGAAACCGGUGGUCUCAGAUUGCAGCACGGUUACCGGGAAGAACCGACAAUGAGAUAAAGAAUCUAUGGAACUCUUGCCUCAAGAAGAAGCUGAGGCAGAAAGGGAUUGACCCAAUCACAAACAAGCCACUCUCCGAUGUGGUGCCUAUUGAGAAUAACAAGAACAAGAAGGAGGAGGAGGAGAAGCCACCAACAACAACAGAAAGGUUUGAAGGGCCUCCUUCUGAUUCUGUAGGAGGAUACUUUUCCUUCAAUUAUCAGCAAAUGAUGAACAAUUUUGGAGCAACUCCACCAAACGCCACAUCUUCCUCCGCCGUCGGAUCGAGUGACGCUAACUUUGUUGCUAACAACAUUCUAACAUGGGAACAAGAAGAGGUAAAAUGGUGUGAGUAUCUUAACACCCUUCUUCUCAACAACACGGUAGUUCAGAAUCAUUCUUCUUCUUCUUCUCAUUCUGUUAUGUAUGGUGGUGGUGGUGAGGUUAUUACUGAGCCAGAAACAACAAGCUUCAUGAGACAAGACUCAUCAAGUAGUAGUUGGCACCACCAUAGCCAGCAACAACCUCAUCAAUUCUCAGAUAUGUAUACCAAGGAUCUGCAGAGAUUUUCAGUGGCUUUUGGCCAAUCCAUGUAGCCUAAAACGUAACAUCAUGAAAAAAAACACCUUCAAUUUAGUGAGAAAGAAGAGAAACACAAAAAUAUGCAAUGAUAUUUUGUUUUAUUAAAUAUGGACUAGUUAGGCCAGAAUUUUCUGUGGUGACUUGUGAGGGUUCUGGCCACAAAUAUGUGCUGUAAAAUUUUUUUAUUAUUUUUUUUUAUUUUUGUUAAUUAUUAUUAUUAUUAUUAUUAUUAUUUAUUUUGUCGUUGUAAAUGUGUCUGAUACAAAACUAUCAGAAUUUAUUUUAUGGUCUAAUUUAAUAUCGGUGAUUUAUUUA